Messenger RNA from Salvelinus sp. IW2-2015, 983 nucleotides. Its product is annotated as myozenin-1-like. The record is from RefSeq and is a predicted model, not a curated record. Gene Ontology annotation, cellular component: Z disc; actin cytoskeleton. Gene Ontology annotation, molecular function: actin binding; FATZ binding; telethonin binding. Lineage: Eukaryota; Metazoa; Chordata; Actinopteri; Salmoniformes; Salmonidae.
UGCUGUGGAACAUGUAGUAAUAAUAGCUACAGGGUGUUGGAUUCCAGCAGGAGCUUCAAUUACAGCAGAUUAAACAAAUUACACCACUACAGUAUGGAAUAUAGACCCACAGGCCCAGAGCCUCAGAGUAAUGGUUCCCUAGAAACCUAAAACCUUUCCUUAUCGGGUCAGUCAUGUAUCAUCAUCAUCAUCAUCAUUAUCAGUCUGAUUGGGAUUAGUGGAUGUCACGAUCGCUCUGUGAUUGGCUGUUGAUUUGAACUGUGUAUUUCUGAUUGGUGCAGGCUCUAGUCAUGCCUCUCUCAACUCCCGCCCCCCCAAAGAGGAAGAAGGCCAACAAGAUCAUUACUGAUCUGACCAACAUCACCCAGGACGAUGAAGAAUCGGACCCCGAGGCAUCAGAGUUUGAUCUGGGCACUAAGAUCAAGACUCCUAAAGACACCAUGCUGGAGGAAUUGUCUCUUAUGACCAACAAGGGAUCCAAGAUGUUCAGGAGGAGACAACAGAGGGUUGAGCGCUUCAUCGUCACCAACGAGAAUAUGCAGAAUCUCCAGAGCCUAGUUCCGUCCCUGGGUUGUGAAAUGAUGGCCCCACCACCCGAGCCUGAACCUGAGCAUGUAGAGGAGGAGGUGUUGGAUAAGGAGGCGGAGAAAGAGAAGAGGAGGCAGCAGUAUGUGCGUACUUAUGUGUCUCCAUGGGAACGGGCCAUGAGGGGAGACGAGUCUCUGACUGCCACCAUGCACCACUGCAUGGCUGGACCACACCCCCCCCACGAAAUGCCCAAGUUUAAGAGCUUCAACAGGUCGGCCCUGCCCUAUGGCGGCUCCGAGAACGGGGGAGGCCACUUGAACUUCGAGCCUCCCGAGAUCCCAUUCGCCCAGGUGGAGGCGGAGUCCCUCCCACUCCCUGCAGGGGACAUUAGGUCCCGCGCCCUCGUUGCAAGCCUCACCCCAUCGGCAGCGAAAAGAAGAGCCAGGGGACACUGA